AAAGCGGACGCGCCGACAUCUUUCCCGUUCGCUUCUUUCAUUCAACGGCAGGCCUUCACGAUGUCCACGAACGCGUCAUCGUCUUCGUUCGACUACGUCUACAUGGAGAGCCCCUUCCAAGGCUUGGGAAACGGCGGGCACGCCUUCUUUGCCUUCUUCCUCCUCGUCUACGCCGCCACGCUCACGGGCAACUCCCUCCUCCUGACCGUGAUCAUCACGGACCGCUCGUUGCGUAGGCCCAUGUACGUGAUGCUCGCCAACCUCGUCACCAGCGACCUCAUCGGCAGCACUGCGACGCUGCCGCGCAUCAUGUGCAACAUCGUCGCCUCCAACGCCAUCAGCCUGCCCGAGUGCUUCGCGCAGAUGUUCUUCACGCACGUCUACGGUGUCCUCUCGAGCUUCUCCCUCUCUGCGAUGACCGUCGACCGCUACCUGGCCAUCUGUCAGCCGCUGCGCUACCACACGCUCAUGCAUAACGCGCGAGCGCUCAAGGUGAACGCGGCGCUGGCCUCGGUGUCCGUGAUGCUCAUCCUCAUAAUGAUGUUGCUGAUCGUGCGGCACAGCUUCUGCAAGGAGAUGGUGAUCCACAUGCCCCACUGCGACCACAUGACCAUGGUGGCCCUGGCCUGCGACGACGUCACCGCCAACGAGUUCUACGACCUCAUCACCAAGCUGCUGGGGCUGGGCGGCUGCCUGGCCAUCGUGCUUGUCGCCUACCUGCGCAUCGCGUUCGAGUGCCGUCAGCGGGCCACGCGCGAGGGCCAGGCGAAGGCCGUGCGGACAGUGGUCACUCACCUGCUGGUGGUGCUCAUCUUCUUCAUGUCGGGCCUCCUCAUCGUGGUGGUGCACCGCUUGCAGAAGGUCUUCAACAUGCCGGUGAACGUCAUCGUCUACCUGGUGGUGAACUUCCACACCCUGCCCGCCCUGAUGAACCCCAUCAUAUACGGCCUGUGCUCGGCCGAUAUCCGGAGGGCCAUCGCCAGGCUGGUGAGACGCAGAGUGGGGCCCGCUGAAUGA
Petromyzon marinus (sea lamprey) is the source of this 1017-nucleotide messenger RNA. Its product is annotated as olfactory receptor 52P1-like. Gene Ontology annotation, biological process: detection of chemical stimulus involved in sensory perception of smell; G protein-coupled receptor signaling pathway. The record is from RefSeq and is a predicted model, not a curated record. Gene Ontology annotation, cellular component: membrane. Gene Ontology annotation, molecular function: odorant binding; G protein-coupled receptor activity; olfactory receptor activity. Lineage: Eukaryota; Metazoa; Chordata; Hyperoartia; Petromyzontiformes; Petromyzontidae.